Candoia aspera is the source of this 2375-nucleotide messenger RNA. It is a transcript of the gene PIGW, whose product is annotated as phosphatidylinositol glycan anchor biosynthesis class W. The transcript has 2 exons. Lineage: Eukaryota; Metazoa; Chordata; Lepidosauria; Squamata; Candoiidae. Gene Ontology annotation, cellular component: membrane; endoplasmic reticulum. Gene Ontology annotation, molecular function: glucosaminyl-phosphatidylinositol O-acyltransferase activity. The coding region runs from base 554 to 2065 and encodes 503 amino acids. The record is from RefSeq and is a predicted model, not a curated record. Gene Ontology annotation, biological process: protein localization to plasma membrane; GPI anchor biosynthetic process.
GUGAAUCAGCAGUACGGUUUAGUAGGAUAUUUGCUGAUGAAAACGUCGCGAGGAAACAGAUCCCUUAUUUACUUUCUUUUUCUGUAACACGCUGUAGCAGCAGGAACUUUAAAAUAAUCCGCAGCGGAAGGCUAAGGAAGGAACUGUAUCCCAGGCUUCCAAAUGACAUAUUCUCUUGAAAGCGCAUUCUUCUCUAUAAGCUGAGUCAUCCGGUGGAGGAAGCAUACUCAUUUAACCAACUGCAAGUCCUGUUUUUUUCGUUUUUUAAGAGUUGGUCUUCUUGGUGACUCAUGCAGGUUAUUCUUCAAAACAUUUCCGGGUGAAUAUUUGAAAAACGCAAAGAAAUGGAUUUAUAAGCGUUGAACUGGGUUUUAAACAGAUUUUCUCUUUUCCUGCUGCCGUUUCCCGGCGCAUAUAGUGUGUCUGAAUUAAUAUCCACAACUUGGGGAUAUUUGCAGGCAUGUAUUUUAUUUGUUCAUUGCUUCAGAAGGGCAGAUCCCAGACUCACCCGCAACCAACACUUUGGUAAUCUGCUGUCUUGUGAGGCAGAAAAAUGUCACAGCAGCUGGACAAAGAAGCCUUUAUAAGUAACCUGAAUGGAACCACCUUACGUGAAAUUUCGGUUGGCUUACCUCUUGCACCAUUAUGUCUUCUUACCAGAGGGUUGCUCCUAAUUUUGUAUUUUCUCCACUAUGGAAGGCCUUUACGCUCAAUGUAUGGUAAUUUUUUUCUAGACUUCACUGUCCUAGUCGUCCCUCCAAUACUUUCCUGUACAAUUUUGGCUUCCAUACUUCCUUUCGUGAUCCUCUCCAUUAUGGUGCUCUGCACAGGCUUGAUUUCUGUCAUUUAUAGUAAACGGACAAAUUAUGCCCAAGUGUCACUUAAGCAAAUCUUAGAUGAUUUCCUGAGAACAAACUUGGAACCAGAAUACAUUCCCUCCGUAACCACGUUCCGCGUGUUCAUCAAUUUGUGGACAUCCAUUAGCAUCCUGGCUGUAGACUUCCCACAGUAUCCCCGGCGAUACGCCAAAACAGAGACUUAUGGAACAGGAGCGAUGGAUUUGGGAGUUGGCGCAUUUGUUUUUGGAAAUGCUGUGGUUUGUCCAGAAGUUCGGCUGAAACCCGGUGCAAUACAACACAAAUACUUUUAUCUCACACGGCAAUUCGUGAGCACGUGGCCCCUCCUUCUCCUUGGCUUUGGACGACUGAUGAGCGUUAAAGCAGCUGACUAUUAUGAGCACGUCACUGAAUACGGCAUGCACUGGAACUUUUUCUUCACUUUAGCUGCCGUGCGAAUGGCUGCAUCGCUGCUUCUGACUGCAUUCCCUGCGCACAAAGCCUGGAUUGUCGCAAUGAUGCUUGCUGUAGUUUAUGAAUGCUUUCUUGACAUUACACCGCUGAAGAUGUUUAUUUUGCAUGGAAGCAAUGGGCAAGAUUCAAGGACUGGUUUUUUAAAUGCCAACAGAGAGGGCAUAUUUUCUGUCAUUGGUUACCUUGCUAUCUACAUGGCUAGUGUGCAAGUCGGUUUGUAUUUGUUAAGAAAGAGAACAACAGCAAGAGAGUGGCUUAGAGUAAUCUCCUACUUUUUGCUGGCCACUUUUCUCCUCUUUAUAUGUCUCUACAUUGCUCAGUUACACAUUGACACCGUGUCCCGACGAAUGGCAAAUCUUUCUUUUUGUAUAUGGAUUGUUGCUCACUGCUUGUUUCUCUUUAGUUGUUUUUUAGCAGUUGAUCUCAUUCUUAUAUUCACAAAGCUUCUGGUGGGUGGGGCUGAUAUUCCUUGUAGUUGGAAUUUUCUGCAGCCAUCAACAUAUAAAAAACCUCAUUUGGAAUUCAGGCACAGAAAAACAGUAUCUCAGAGUAUGUGCAUGAUCAGUGCUGUGAACAAAAACCAGCUUCUGUAUUUUUUGCUAGCCAAUAUUUUAACUGGUCUUGUAAAUAUGCUGGUUGAUACAGUUCACAGCAACACACUCUCUGCUAUGCUAAUUCUGCAUUUAUAUAUGUUUACAAACUGUUUAGUUAUGUAUAUGUUACAAGCAAAAAAUGUCAUUUUAAAGUGGUGGUAAUUUAUAAAACUGCAGGAACAUGUCCAGGCAGUUGCCAAGAGUCAAUAAUGACUUGAAGGCACAAUAAUAAUAAUAAUAACAACAACAAUACAGCUGCAGUUCAUGAAAUAUAAAGCCUUGGUGUUUUUCCUUAGGUUUUGGAUAUAUGUGCAUAGGACUGUGUAGUUUUUUUUACAAUUUAACAACCCAGUUCUGACUUUUGGGAAAUGGGAGGGAAUUAUUAUUUUAAACCAGAGAGAUUUCUUGUCAGUAAUGUGAUAUAUUUACAAAUUUUUGUGACAUCACAAAAUAUAAAAGCUGUAUCACUGGA